Cyprinodon tularosa is the source of this 2364-nucleotide messenger RNA. RefSeq names its product adenylosuccinate synthase 2 (gene adss2). Lineage: Eukaryota; Metazoa; Chordata; Actinopteri; Cyprinodontiformes; Cyprinodontidae. Gene Ontology annotation, cellular component: cytoplasm. Bases 55 to 1434 code for a protein of 459 amino acids. Gene Ontology annotation, biological process: IMP metabolic process; 'de novo' AMP biosynthetic process. The record is from RefSeq and is a predicted model, not a curated record. The transcript has 13 exons. Gene Ontology annotation, molecular function: GTP binding; adenylosuccinate synthase activity.
GGCAGCUGCUCAGCCCGGAACUCAACCAUUCAGCCGGGGGAGAACCCAGCAAAAAUGUCUGAGAGUGGGAGCCAGGAAGCCGCCGGGGCCUCAGACAGCAGCGACGGGCCGACGAAACAGACACCACCGAGACCGCCCGUCGGCAACAGGGUGACGGUUGUUCUCGGGGCUCAGUGGGGCGACGAGGGGAAAGGGAAAGUUGUGGAUCUGCUGGCACAAGAUGCCGACAUGGUGUGCAGAUGCCAGGGUGGCAACAACGCCGGACACACGGUGGUGGUGGACUCUGUGGAGUACGACUUUCACCUCCUACCCAGCGGCAUCAUCAACCCCAAAGUCACCGCCUUCAUUGGAAACGGAGUUGUGAUCCAUCUUCCAGGCCUGUUUGAAGAGGCUGAAAAAAACCAACGUAAAGGAAACGGCCUGAAUGACUGGGAGAAAAGGCUGAUCAUCUCAGACAGAGCUCAUAUAGUGUUUGACUUCCACCAAGCGGUCGAUGGCGUUCAGGAACAGCAGAGGCAAGAGCAAGCAGGCAAGAACCUCGGGACGACAAAGAAGGGGAUCGGUCCGGUAUACUCUGCCAAGGCUGCACGCAGCGGGCUCAGAAUAUGUGAUUUACUGGCCGACUUCACUCAGUUCUCUGAGAGGUACAAAGUGCUGGCCCAUCAGUACAAAGCCAUGUAUCCGACACUGGAGAUUAACAUAGAGGGAGAGCUGGUUAGAUUAAAGGACUAUGUGGAGCGGGUUAAGCCCAUGGUUAGGGACGGUGUGCACUACAUGUACGAAGCUCUUCACGGCCCCCCCAAGAAGAUCCUGGUGGAAGGAGCCAACGCAGCACUUCUGGACAUAGACUUCGGUACCUAUCCUUUUGUGACGUCGUCCAACUGCACGGUAGGAGGGGUGUGCACCGGCCUGGGCAUGCCUCCCCAGAAUGUGGGUGAAGUUUACGGGGUGGUUAAAGCGUACACCACCAGAGUAGGCAUCGGUGCUUUCCCUUCAGAACAGAGCAAUGAGAUCGGAGAGCUGCUUCAGACUCGAGGGAAAGAGAUUGGCGUGACCACAGGCAGGAAGCGGCGUUGUGGCUGGCUGGAUCUGGUGCUCAUCAAAUACGCUCAUAUGAUAAAUGGCUUCACUGCUUUAGCACUCACAAAACUGGACAUACUUGACGUAUUUACAGAGAUCAAAGUGGGGAUGGCGUACAAAGUUGGUGAUGAAAUCAUACCUCACUUUCCAGCCAAUCAGGAGGUGCUGCAGCGCGUUGAGGUUCAGUACGAGACUCUGCCGGGCUGGAACAGCGACACGUCUGCAGCCAGAAGCUUUGGGGAGCUGCCGGAGAACGCCCAGAAGUAUGUGCACUUCAUCGAGGAGCACGUAGGAGUACCUGUCAAAUGGAUCGGUGUGGGAAAGUCUCGGGAGUCCAUGAUCCAGCUGUUUUAGAUGAGCGGGGACGGCGCACAGCAGCGAACCAACCGUAACUUUCCUCCUCCAUCUCCCCCAUUGCACACAUCCUCUACCUGCGUGUCUCAAAGACUCGACCACUUCUGUUUUUAUUGUUUUUGUCUCCGCUCCAUCUGUCCGGACCGCGUCGCACCACUGGCUCUGCAGACUGGACUUCCAUCAGACUGAGCACUGUGUGUGAAAGAUUUCUAACCAUUUUAACAGUUUUAAAAUAAAUGUUAUAACACUGUAUGUCCUCCAUUCGGAUGUUGUGGGGUCGUAGUGGUUUGUUUUAAAAAGUAACGCUGUCUUUGCGGGGUCCGCGACAUCGGGGGACACUCUGAUGCAGAAAUGAGCUGUUCUAAUCGGUUCUAGUGUUUUAUUCUCUCUUUGUUUGAUGCUGUGAUCAGUGUCGAUCACUUUUAACCUGAGCACUUUAGAUGCUUCGGACUGUCAGCUUUAUAUAUAUAUAUUGUUUCCUUUUUGUUUUUGUCUGAUUUGCACAAUAUGAGGACGUGAUAAAGGGAUCUUUUAAGCUUAAAAAAAGAAAAAAUCAGUCUCUUGUAAUAUUUCUGGUCUCACAGAGGUCUGCAGACCUAUUGCCCUGUCAGUCAACAAAUAAGACCUAUUCAUUGAUGUAUGGAAGUUGGGAAAGGCUUCCGAUGUCUGCUGAUGUUAAGAAAACCCAAACAUCUGUCAAUAGUGUGGGAAUUUGCAAUGAAAGGGUACAGAAAAUCUCAAAUAGAUAACCUUCUUUGCAGCUGAAGAUGAGUUUAUGUAGCUGGGAGGUGGUGGUGGUGUUGGGGGGGUUACUGCUCAUAUUGUGAUUCAACCUUUAAUGAUUUCUUUGCACUUUCACUGCAACACUCUGUUAAUGUGUGAGAAACGUACUGCUAACUUAUGAACUGAUAAAGAGAAUAUUUCAGAUAU